AUGGCCCCUUUUUCAAGCCAUCCGUCUUUACACUGGUUGGAAUUCCAGUGCAGCACUGGGUCAGGACCCCAUUCUCCAUUUCUUUUGUUGAUCACAACUGGAAACGGCCUCCUCAUCACCGUCGUUCAUAGAGAGCGCAGUCUCCAUGAGCCCAUGCAUGUCUUUCUAGCCGUGUUGGCGACUGUGGAUCUGGGUCUCACUACAUGUAUUACCCCUAAAAUGCUGGCUGUCUUUUGGUGCAAAGAACAUUCUUUUGACUCCUGUCUAAUCCAGAUGUAUUUUACUCACACUUUCCAGGGCAUGGAAUCUGGCAUGCUACUGGCCAUGGCCUUUGACCGCUAUGUGGCAAUCUGUGAUCCUCUGAGACAUUCUUCUAUUCUCACUAAGAAAGUACUAAUUACCAUCAUUGAGUUAGUAACCAUGAGAGCGUCAGUCAUUAUCAUCAGGUGUCCUCUUCUAAUUAAGUUGCUGCUGACACAUUUCAGGACCGCGGUCAUCUCUCAUUCCUACUGUGAUGAGGAAUACUACCAUAUGACUGUGGUGAAGCUGGCUACAGAGGAUCUAAGGAUAAAUAAAGUUUAUGGACUUUUUGUGGCUUUUUCAGUCCUUGGGUUUGAUGUGAUCUUCAUAUUCUUGAGCUGUGUGUGUAUCUUCCAGGCUCUCUUUAAAUUGCCACAGAAAGAGGCCAGAUUAAAAGCAUUCAACACAGGCACAGCUCACAUUUUUGUCUUUCUCCAGUUCUACAUCCUCACGUUUUUUACAUCUUUCUUACACAGAUUUGGCUUUAAUGUUGCUCCUUACAUUCACAUUCUGUUCUCAAACCUCUAUCUGCUUGUACCACCCCUGCUUAACCCUAUUGUCUACAGAGAGAAGACCAAGAAGAUUAGAGAGUUAUCAAAAUGUUUGCUUCCAGAGACUAAAUUGGCAGAUUCUCCAGACUCAUAUACUCUUUAUAAUGUGUUUAGCAAGCUUGCCAUACAAUAUAAAACACUGUGA
This is a messenger RNA of Arvicola amphibius (Eurasian water vole), 996 nucleotides long. Its product is annotated as olfactory receptor 52A5-like. Gene Ontology annotation, molecular function: olfactory receptor activity; G protein-coupled receptor activity. Gene Ontology annotation, cellular component: membrane. The record is from RefSeq and is a predicted model, not a curated record. Gene Ontology annotation, biological process: G protein-coupled receptor signaling pathway. NCBI's taxonomy places the organism in Eukaryota, Metazoa, Chordata, Mammalia, Rodentia, Cricetidae.